Molecule: messenger RNA, 4009 nt
Organism: Lepisosteus oculatus (spotted gar)
Lineage: Eukaryota; Metazoa; Chordata; Actinopteri; Semionotiformes; Lepisosteidae
Source: RefSeq, a predicted model, not a curated record
CAAAGUUUCUGGUAAAAGUUAUCCUUUCCCAUGGCAAGAAUGGAGUCUUUGCUAAAGUCCCCAAUGAAACUUGUGGUUUUAGUGGCAUGGCUGUCCAGUGUGCUGGACUAUUGCAGAUUUUCUGCCAUCUGUUCCUCAUGCCAUCAAAAUGCAACAUGUGAAUACAUCAAUGGAUCAAAAGGGUGCUUCUGCAAGCCUGGAUUUACUGGUGAUGGAACUAAGUAUUGUGAAGAUGAUGAUGAAUGCCAAAACACAACACAGAUCUGUGGUGAAUUUGCAAACUGUACGAAUACCCAUGGGAGCUAUUUCUGCACUUGUACAUCAGGGUACAAAUCAAAAGGGAAGAAACAGUUUUUGCCCAAUGAUGGUACCUAUUGUACUGAUAUUGAUGAAUGUCAGGACCCAUCUUCCUGUGGACUAUUCUCAAAUUGCCACAAUACAAUUGGAUCAUUUUAUUGUAGCUGCAAAGAGAUUAUUUUCCUUCAUCUGGAAAGUUACAUUUUGAAUCCAAUGGUAAUACACAAUGUAGAGAUUAGUAACAUCAAAGAACCACAGAGUCUGCUGGAAGAGAUAAGGAAACAAACUUCAGGGGACCUGUCACCUGUUGAUAUGAUUUCAUAUGUGGAGGUCUUAUCGCGAUCAGUUCCAUCAUUAAGUGUUAUGAACGACACUGUAAUUGACAAGGAGGCACUUACUAAUGCUACUAUCAAAGAUUUUGUAAAUACAGUAAACAAUCUCGUUGAAAGGGAUGAAUUAGUGGCAUGGAACAGGAUCAAUACAGAAGACAGAAAAAAGACUGUUACAAAACUGCUGCAUACUGUGGAAGAAGCAACCCUGAAUAUUUCUCAAAAUUUCAAAAAAGCAACCGAGAUGGAAGUCAAUGCAAGUGACAUUGCCCUUAAACUGUACAUCUUUGAUACCCAACAAAUAAAAAGUAAUGUUAGUGCAAAUGUUAACAUAGAAGGGGAUUUCAUUGCACUUACCCAAAAGUAUGAUAAAGACAUUGAUACGAAUGGCAGUGUUUCUAUUGUUUUUCUCCGGUACAACAGUAUUCGUGUUCUUCUGGAAACAAAUAACGUUCUGGUGGAAACAGACAACUCCCAGGCAAUAGAAACAUCAGAUUUUACUGUGAACUCUCAAGUCGUGGCAGCAGCCAUCAAAGCACACCCACCACAAACCUACCAGCUUGACCAAGUUACAUUUAUACUUAAACAUAUUGAGCCUAUUAAUCCAGACACUGUCACAAAAUGUGCUUUUUGGAAGUACUCUCCAGUGAAUAUGAAAGGACUUUGGUCCACAGAGGGCUGUGAACGUAAUCAUGGCAAUGUUACUCAUACUGGAUGCCGGUGUGAUCAUCUGACUCAUUUUGCUAUUCUAAUGUCUUCUGGACGAACUAAUCUGUUGGCCCACUCUAAUAUCCUUAAAAGAAUCACACAGCUGGGAAUAAUAAUAUCACUGGUCUGCCUGUCCAUGUGCAUUUUUACCUUUUGGUUCUUCAGUGAAAUACAGAGCACCAGGACCACAAUUCAUAAAAAUCUCUGCUGCAGUCUCUUCAUGGCAGAAUUCAUCUUUCUAAUAGGAAUUAAUAUGAACACCAACAAACUAUUCUGCUCUGUCAUCGCCGGAUUACUACAUUAUUUCUUUUUAGCUGCUUUUGCCUGGAUGUGCAUAGAAGGAAUCCACCUUUACCUAAUAGUAGUUGGUGUGAUAUACAAUAAAGGCUUUCUCCACCGCAACUUUUACAUAUUUGGGUAUGGUAGCCCAGCUGUAGUGGUUGGAAUUUCUGCAACACUUGGCUACAAGUACUAUGGAACAAAUAAAGUGUGUUGGCUAAGUACAGAGAACAACUUUAUAUGGAGCUUCAUAGGACCAGCUUGUCUAAUUAUUCUGGUUAAUCUGUUGGCUUUUGGAGUGAUCAUUUAUAAAGUAUAUCGACACACAGCUGUGAAAAAACCUGAAGUCAGCCACUAUGAAAAUAUAAGGUCCUGUGCAAGAGGUGCCCUUGCUCUUCUUUUUGUACUUGGUGCAACCUGGACAUUUGGUGUCCUCCAUAUCCUAAAUGAAUCUAUUACUACAGCCUAUCUCUUUACUAUUGCCAAUGCAUUUCAAGGAAUGUUCAUUUUCAUAUUCCUGUGUGUUUUAUCCAGAAAGAUCCAAGAGGAGUACUACAGAUUGUUUAAGAACGUGCCAUGUUGUUUUGAUUGUCUCAGAUAAACAGGCAAAAAAGAAGGGAUAAGGAAAAUGGACUUCAAUGCAUACUUUCAUUGAUGAUAAUCAGAAAUAAUCAGUUGUCUCAAAAGCACUCUGAAACAGAUACAGUGUUGCAUACAUUACGUGUAAACACAGCAUCUGACUGAUCAUUUUAAAACAAUAUCCAAGGGAAACAUACUGGAAAUAUAUUUUUUUUACUGUAGGCCUAUAAAGCUGAUACCAGCAUUAUCAUGUAGCAGCAAUUAAGUCAUGUUCAUCUUUGAAUUAUUUUCAUAUACUUUAAUUUAAAUGAACAAUUCCUCUUAAGAAUGAUGUAACUGAAUGUAUACAGAUGACUUUAUACCAAUUUAACCACAAAGGAUUUCAGUAUUAUUUGUGUAAAUAUUGUUUGCAAUAAUGCUGUUCAGUACAGUACACAACAUUUUUCUAUAUGUUUUUUUUUCCUAUUGCAACACAACAUUUUAUAUUUAAGUAAAAUAACAGGUAAGCAGAAUUAGGCUUUACUACACAAGGACUCUCAUACAUCUUGCUGUUAAAAGUCUCUUGUAUCUCCACUACAACGUUUCUUACAUGAAUGGCUUUAAAUUUGUAUCCAGUCACUCAGGACCUUGCAAAUUAACUGUACAUUAACUAAAUUCAACAUUACCUCCAACAAAUAGAAGCUUCAUCACAAGCUUUGAAUGGAAACUAGUCAUUAGGGCUUUCCCCAAGCUAAAAUUGAACACAAUAAAAUUCACUAGUAAUUGGGGACACUGGAUUUCAGACUUCAGAAAAAAAGUCAUUUAUGAUGACCUGUGUCUGCAGAAUAGAACAGAUGUACAUAUAUAUUUAUAUAUUCCUUUCACUGCUAUGUCAUUUUUUAAUUAUUUACUUUUUUCUUAGCCAGUUUAGUUAAUUACAAAAUAUGUUUCAGAUCUUUUUUUAGUCAUCAAGUCUCAAAAUCUAAAUGACAAGCAAACACAUGAAGAAUUAGCAAGAAUACUUACAUGAAAAAAUACACAUUUUGUUUCUGAGGAUUUUAAUCCUAAUAAUACUUUGGUUAUUGGAGUGUAGGUGCAAAUGUAAGAUUACUUUACUCAUUUUAGGUUGAACUAAAUAAUACAAAAAAUGCAAUCUGUAAAUCAGGUAAUGAACAUCUUAUUGGAACUUAUAUGUACUGUAAAUCUUUUUUAAUCAUUUCAUCAAGUGAAUUCUGGUUCUACAGUGUAGUUAAAAUUAACAGAGAGGUGUAUCAUGGUGUUAAAUCAGCUUAACUACACCAGAGCAAAAUUAUGUCUUCCUGAAAUCAGUAUACAUUACAAACUUUUAAAUUCAAUUAUAUUAAAACACAGAUAUGCAAUCAAAAAACACUUAACAUUUAACAGGAACUGUUAAAAAUGAAGCAAAAUCAUUAAAUGCUUCCUGUAUAUUUUGCAAUGUAUGGAUAUUUUGAACUUCUUUUUGUAAUAUUGUGUAAAUAAGAAAAAAGACUGCAUGUAUUGAUAUUUUUAAAAAACAAAUACAGACAUGAAAUUAGUCCUUUUACAAAUUUGUAACUGAUCAUGAAUUCACAAUAUCAAGAGAAUUAGGAAGAGGAAAAUUAAGCUAAAUAGAAGUUAGAUCUUUAUUAUACUAUUACAAUGAAAUUGGAAUAAUUAAAACACAACUACCAGAAUGGCAGUGGCUAAAAGAGCUUUAGCAAAUACAGAGACAGGAAAGAUGCUAAAGUGUGCCACUGCAAAUUGAAAAGAGCAUUCAUGUACAGGAACCUUAAUCUCUUAAUCGAUAUGGGUCACACAUUAAAAACAUUCAAAAGACA